Messenger RNA from Haliotis rubra (blacklip abalone), 1090 nucleotides. RefSeq lists its product as uncharacterized. The coding region runs from base 145 to 660 and encodes 171 amino acids. The record is from RefSeq and is a predicted model, not a curated record. The transcript is spliced from 7 exons. Lineage: Eukaryota; Metazoa; Mollusca; Gastropoda; Lepetellida; Haliotidae.
GUCUGCGCAAAACAGUGACGUCACCGAAAGAGGCUGUUUCGAUUCGAUCCAGCUCUCUAUAUAUAGUUCCUGGAACAGAGAUCAUUAACACUAGACUGAACACUCUAUCCGCUUUUUGUGACAGUCGGGAACUUCGUUUAAAGCAUGGACGAAGACGGGGCAGAGGAUGGGAACUCAAGUCAAAGGUCGAACGUCAAUACUACCGCGGUAAAGGACGGACAGGCCGGGACAGCGAUAGCAUUUGGCAAUGCUAAAAUUGAAAACCUUUCAAUUCAAACUGCUCUACAAGGAUCAGUCGUAUCUGGACACUCCAGACAAGUGCCAGAGAAUCCAGAAAGAGAUGAAUAUACGAAGGCAGUCCAAGUCAUUAUAAAAGGGGACUGCCUGAGCACAAUCACAAUUCCGGAGACGAUCCCAGUACACAAUGGCAAGGUGUCGAUACGUGGAAACUACGAUGACCAGACUGUCAAGACGAAAGUUACAUGCGAACAUGGAAAGAUUGUGCGUCUUGAAGCGAUCUGUGGGAAACAAGAAACUAAAAAUGCCGCCUGUCGAUCAAAGUGGAGGCUCUCUGACAUUGAGAUAGGUGCUUUGUCUAAGUUGAUGGCAUCUUGUUCUAAAGGACUGAGAGACAUAACGCGCGCCUUCACAAACAAAUAACGCGUGCUUUGGAUGCAUGCAGAAGAAGGAAGCUUAGUUUUGGAGUUCGGACAUGGUACCAAAAAAAGAUGCUGAGGAAAUGGUCUCCAAUAAGGUUGAAGUGACCCAUCUGCUUAAGCAUUUGCUUGGAAAUUACAAUAUUCAUGAUGCAUUCAUUGUGGAUAAUGUUGAGGGCAUGGAAGAAUGUGAUGAUGUCACUGAAUUGCCAAGUACUUCCACAGACCAAGGAUGGAAAAGGCAAGGUCUUAGUUUUGUCUGUUUGUUUAUCUGUUUUCCUCCACAUUAUUCCGGCAUGUGGCAACAGUCUGGAACUGAGGAAGUGUGGCAAACCAAUGACUGAAAGCAUGAGCAUUGUACAAAGCCCUCAUGGCAAGAUGACACACAUUAGGCAGUGAGACUGAGUAACCCGAUCCAGUGUUGCGUCCUCUUA